CUGGCUUGCUUCUUCCUCCGCGAGGGAAUUUCUCAGCCGGGAAGGGGCGCCAAGGAGGCGGCGGCGGGGGGCGAGGGAGAUUUCCCUCCUGGCUGUGGGUCGGAGGGGGUUUUCCCGCCCUGGAAAUUCCUCCCCCUCCGCCCCGGGGCCUAUAAAAGGGCCAGGCCAGCGCAGCCACUCUCAGCCCGCUCUUUCCCUUUCAGGCUUUCAGAGGAAAACACUUUCUCUCGCCUCGGUUUCCUUUCCAACUCGCGCUCAAGCCAUGGCCUCCCUCGCUCCUGCAUCGCUUGUCUUCCUCCUGGCCUUCCAGACGGCAAUGACCUUUGAGAUUAUGGACAUUGCAUCAGGCCAUAACAUUGCUGCCCAGAUUGGCACCCGCCUGGUGCUACAUUGCUGCACAACUGGGUGCAAAUCCCCCGAUUUCUCUUGGAGAACCCAGUUGGACAACCCAUUGGGAGGGACCAUGAGCCGCCAAGGAAGCAACUCCUCCUUAACCUUGGCAUCGGUUGGGUUUGAACACGAGCAAAAUUAUGUCUGCAAUGCUAUUUGUGGCAAAGAGAGAAAAGAAAGGAGAGUCCAGAUUGACAUCUACUCCUUCCCCAGUGAUCCUGUUAUCGAGACUGACGGCCCACUUGUUCUUGGGAAGCCAUCUACUAUCAGCUGCCACGUUCCUAAAGUGUAUCCGUCUGAACGCCUGGUGCUGUCUUUGAAGAGAGAGGAAAAAGUUCUUAAGGAAGCAGAGUUCUUUCAUGAAACACCCACCAAAUCCCUAGAAACUAAAACACUGUCUGUUACCUUUACUCCAACUGAGGAAGAUAUUGGAAAAGAGAUCACAUGCUUCGCUGAAUUGCCAAUAGAGGAGAUGGAGUUUGAACCCAAGCAGAGGCAGGCAAAACGUCUCCUUGAUGUGAACUUUGGUCCACGGAAUACACACCUUACUGCAUCUCCAGGGAAGACCCUUUUGGAAGGAGAAGCAGUGAUGCUUAGCUGUGAGACGGAAAGCCAUCCGCCAGCAAAGACUGUCUGGAAGAAGCAGCUUGCCAAUGAAACUUUCCAACAUAUUGCAGAAAGUUAUAAUUUCUCCAUUCCAAAUGCUCAGUUCUCAGAUUCAGGAAUUUACAUCUGCGAAGCCACAAAUGAUGUAACCAGUGAAAUGGAGAAGAGAAUGGUGUCCAUAACUGUACAAGGUGCCCCCAGACACCUAGAGUUCUCCAUCCUUCCUGCCUCAACAGUGCAAGAAGGGGAAAGUGUGACUCUCCAGUGUUCUGCAGAGAGCGAUCCCACUGCCAGAGUGGUGAUCCGGAGGACAUUUCCCCGAGAGAGUGAAAUCCAGGGUGGAUUUCUCCAUAUCCCAAGAGUGAACCCUGAUGACGCAGGAGAUUAUGAGUGUCGAGCGGAGAAUCAAUUUGGGACAAUUAAAAGGAUAACAUCACUCACUGUGGAAUCCUUUUCAACAACGACUCCAACGGUAACUGAUGGACCCAAAAUAACUACUGAGGUGGAAGAUUUCACUCUUAAGACUACAGCUUCUGAUGCUCCCCAGCAAGAGGCUGAUCAUCUGGAAAAUACAACUCCACCUGCCCCACAAGGCACACUCUCUCAAACAUAUACAACAUCCAAAAACAAUACAACUACAUAUGUGGUGGAUAAUGAUGUUAGCAAUGGCACAGAAGUGAUUGGAAUAUUCAUGGACGAAAUAAAAGAGCCAGAUUAUGUGAUUCCUGUGAUCAUUGUGGUUUCCGCCUUGGCAACGGCAGCCGCCCCCAUGACAGUGCUAUUGAUUUACAUCUUUAGGAAGGCAAAGAUCAAUGGGUCCUACAGUCUUGCGAAGUCACUGAAGCCAGAAGUGUGAAAUAAGGAGCAUCUACACAUUUGGUUCAACUUUAUCAAGCAGGUUGUGUCGUGAGAGGACUCGUGUGUGCCUUCUCCACUGCAAAGCUCCCUGGGCGGCCCUGGGCCUGAAAAUGGGAUUGCUUCCAGACGAGGCCUUUAUUGUGCAAUUUCCCUGACUUUAUGCUGAAAAGGGGGACUGGGAAGAGGGAGAUGUCAUUUUCCAUUUGCCGCUCUCCUGUGUUUUCCCAUUGUUUCUUCUGUUUUAUUUCCUAGAGGAAAAACAUCUAUUGAGGAUGGAAAGACAGAAUAAUUGCACAGUGCCUUUUUGAUCGGCAGCACUAGGAACUGUUUGUCUGGUUGCACCCUGUUUCUCCAGAUCACCUACCUCACAGGAUUGUUGUGUAAUAUUAAAGUAGGAUGGCAAAUACAACUGUAUUCUAAGAUCCUGCAAGAAAAGGCAGCUUUUUCUAAUGCUCCACUUUUUUGUAAACGAGAGGUGGGAAGACUGCCUGCAGGAGAAUUAUUUCUUUUUUUUUUUUUUUGGAAGGAAAGGAAAUCCUAGAAACAUCCAGUUUUCCUUCCUCAAAGAUAAUGUAUAGUUUCCUGGGCAGAGUUUAAGCUCCACGUGUGUUGAUGCUAUAUAGAGACAUUCAAUUCCACAGAGAGGAAAGCAAUCAUUGCCAAAUUGUUUUAAAAAGCAAUAUGGAACAUUUUCUUUCCAGUAAGAGCAUGAUCCAGCAAAAGUUAAAAAUUUAACCACUUGAGAGGUGUUUAUUCCAAUUGCGAUCAGCAUUUAAUAUUAAUGGGAGUGCUCACUUCAGUGUGUUCCUAGCAAAACACAACUUGGAGGUAUUGCUGUCUAGAGAGUUUAGGAGUUGUAAUAAAAAACAAUAACUUUCUAAAACUCAGGGGUAUGCUUUUGUAUGACACCCCCAUUAUCACUCAAUUACAAUAACAAAAAGGUAAAGGUUUUCCCCUGACAUUAAAUCUAGUCGAGUCUGACUCUGGGGAGGGGGGGGGGGUGCUCAUCUCCAUUCCUAAGCUGAAGAGCCGGUGUUGUCCAUAGACAUCUCCAAGGUCAUGUGAGUGGCGUGAUCACAUGGAGUGCCAUUUUCCUGCAAAAGUAGUACCUAUUGAUCUCARAUUUGCAUGUUUUUAAACUGCUAAGUAGGCAGAAGCUGGGACUAACAAUGGGAGCUCACCCCAUUCUGCAGAUUCAAACUGCCGAUCUACUGGUCAGCAAAUUCUGCAGCUUAGUGGUUUAAGCCGCUGUGCCACUGGGGCCCAUUUGUAAUGAUACGGUCUCACAAUUUCAUAGGACAACUUCACUCUCAGCUGGAGUUUUGAGGAUGAUUGGAAGCAAUUUCUCGGUAUUCUGAUCAAACUAGUUUUCCAGGACUGAGUAAUGGCAAAACAGUUAAAACUGACAUAAGUUUGUAAUGUUGAGAAAGGUCCUGUUGUUUCAUUCCAAGUGUCUUUAUGAAGUUAGACAACAAUCCUCUGCUCACCGAAUAGAACUUGGCCUCAUUGAACUCAAUGAGACUUCAGUCUGCUGUAGUCUUGUU
This is a messenger RNA of Anolis sagrei ordinatus, 3398 nucleotides long. It is a transcript of the gene VCAM1, whose product is annotated as vascular cell adhesion molecule 1. The record is from RefSeq and is a predicted model, not a curated record. Gene Ontology annotation, cellular component: plasma membrane. Gene Ontology annotation, molecular function: integrin binding. Lineage: Eukaryota; Metazoa; Chordata; Lepidosauria; Squamata; Anolidae. Gene Ontology annotation, biological process: cell-cell adhesion.